AACUUCCUUUCUAUUCUUUCUUUUUUUUAAAUGGAACCCGUCGCUCAAACCCCAGCAGAUAGUUUUCAUUUUUGUCUUGCUUCACAAAAGCCAAAGCGUGUGACCUUAUCAAUGAACUUAACUUAAGCGUUCUAGUUACUGCUGGUUUAGAAUAAACUAAUUGCAGAGGCUGUGGUGCAACAUCUGGAUCAACGUGCUGUUUGUUUGAUUGUUGAUUAUAAACCUUGCUGAAUAAAAAUGGAAACUAAAAGAUCUGAAGUGGUUCAUAAUGGAUUUUUUCCGCCAGAUGUUCACUGGUGGCACUUUAAUAGUAGGCCUGUGUAUUUUCCUAAAUGUUUGCAAUGUUCUCUUCGAAUAUAAGUUGUAGUCUAAUGGCUUUCAAACAUGAGGCAAGUGUCGACUUUGUGUACUCUACAGCCUCUGGAUUAUAAUUAUACAGCGUUUUUAUUACUAUUAUUUGUUUUUUUUCUAAUUAGUCACUUUUUUUACAUUAAUCCGGGAGGUGUAGUAGAAGGUGAGGUAAUGGAAAAGAAUUCGCAAACGUUUGCAGCAGGAAACAACUGACGCAAUGACUGGUGCAGAAGUGUUGCUCACUCUCCAGUAAUGUCCUGAGGUCCAACAGUCUGCUGGAUAUUUUGAAACUGAAUUAUUGCAUAAUAGAACCAUGAUUGACCAGGCAAAACAGGGAAUUACUCAUACAUAAAGUGUAUUUUUUGCUAUUGCGCAACAAACUGACUGAGAUGAGAACUGCAGAGGAGUCGUCAGGCACGGUGCUGCACCGGCUCAUCCAGGAGCAGCUGCGCUACGGGAACCCUACGGACACACGCGCCCUCCUGGCCAUCCAGCAGCAGGCUCUUCGUGGAGGUAGCAGCAGUAGUGGUGGAGGUGCUGGGAGCCCACGCUCAUCUCUGGAGAGCCUCACACAGGAGGAGUCGCACUUCCUCCAGACGUCCAUGCGUCAGGAGCCACAAGGACAAGAGCACCAGAGUGACUACCAGCACUCCGAGAGCUCAGCGUGCCAUCUCUACCAGCUCCACACAGAGGAGUUGCCCACAUACGAGGAGGCCAAGGCUCACUCACAGUACUUGGCUGCCCAGAGGGGUCAGGCUGGCCUUCAGCAUACUGGUCCAGAGAUGCUCAGCCCAGAUUCAGGACUUGAACAGGACCAGAACACGUGGGAUCUGAAACGGGAGCAUGCUCGGUCACUGAGCGAGCGCCUCAUGCAGCUGUCGCUGGAGAGGAAUGGGGCCCAUGACCAGGUGCCUAUGAGCUCGUCACACAGCUACCCCCAGCUGUCCAGUAGUGCUGCUGCUGGUGUGCAUGAUGGGCCUGAUCACCGUGGGCCACCCCCAGAGUACCCGUUUAUGGUCAAAGCCCCUGGAUAUAUGCUGAGCCAUUCUCAGGAGAACGGACUCUAUUACAGGGAGCCUCCUGCUUUCUACUCUCAGCAUCACAGGUACGUUCAGGCCCAAGCACAGGUGGCUCGACAAAAUGCCCUGUCUACACUGACCCCUGCUGGCCAGGAGGUCAUAGUCGGAGGCUAUAGUAUCCCUGCUCCCAAUCCUCAAAUGGAGCAGCUGAUUAAAGAAAAUGAGAGGCUGAAGAGGGAAGUGGAGAGUUACAGUGAGAAAGCAGCAAGACUGCAAAAGCUGGAGCAGGAGAUUCAGAGGAUAUCCGAAGCGUAUGAGACACUUAUGAAGGGAUCGGCAAAGAGAGAGACCCUUGAGAAAACCAUGAGGAACAAGCUUGAAUGUGAAAUCAAGAGACUUCAUGACUUCAACAGAGACCUUCGGGACCGCCUGGAAACGGCUAAUAAACAGAGAGCAGCCAUGGAAGAUCAAGACCAUAGCCAGCAUGUCUAUGCCAAACUGGCUGAACAAAGUGAGGAGCAUCAGCGAGAACGGGAGCAGCUUGAGCGUGAGUUGCAGUGUCUGAGAGUUUCUGGAGAGGAGUGGUGUCGGCGUCGCGAGGUGCUAGAGCAGGCUUUAGUGUCUGCUCAGACCCGGAACAGACAGCUGGAGGAAGAGCUGCGUAAGAAGAGGGCGUAUGUGGAGAAGGUGGAGAGGCUGCAAAGUGCCUUGGCCCAGCUUCAGGCCGCAUGUGAGAAAAGGGAGGCUCUGGAGAUGAAGCUUCGCACCCGACUGGAGCAGGAGCUGAAGAGCCUCAGGGCACAACAGUGGCAGUCUCAAGGCCAGCAGGCAAUCAGCACUUCCACGUCCAGUCUGAAUGUCACCUCUUUGCAGCAGCGGCUAAGGGAGAGAGAGGAGCGCAUCCUGGCUUUGGAGGCUGACAUCACCCGCUGGGAACAGAAGUAUCUGGAGGAGAGCACAAUGCGUCAGUUUGCCAUGGAUGCUGCAGCCACUGCCGCUGCCCAGAGGGAUACAACCAUUAUUAACCAUUCUCCCCGGCACUCGCCCAAUAACAGCUUCAAUGGAAUCUUGCCAUCGUCUGACCACAGACAUCAGGAGAUGGAGAACAGAAUCCGAGCCCUGUACGCCAAGCUUCUGGAGAAGGACGCCAUGAUUAAGGUCCUGCAGGAGCGCUCACGGCGGGAGCAGGCUCGUCCUGAACUAGCAGGCCUUCGCCCAGCCCGAUCCGUCCCCUCCAUCAACACCGUCACCACCACAACCACGGCACGGCCCAAAGGGAAGAGCCUCUCGGAUGACCAGACGGCAGCCGUGAUGAUGCCUUCUGCGCAUCAUUCGCUUGCUAAGGCCCCGAGCCGAGACUGCAGCACCCAGUGCGACGAACAGACAGAGCCUGCCAUUUCAACAAAUGCCUCCGAACACACACCUGCACCCAGCUCUGAUGUUACCACAGAAAAGCCUCAGACCCAAACUCCUGUCAGCGCUGCCAAGAGUGUCGAGAGUGAAGUGGUAGAGAUUCUCAUCUGAAGACCUUGGAAAGGAACUUUAACUCAAUCCAGUCUGAUUCUGCUUCAUGUACAUGUGAAAGGCGUUCAGCUCAACAGUGUCUGAAUCUGUGAAAAACAAGUGAGAAUUGCCAAGCAAGAUCUUCUCAUCUUUAAUGGUGCUUGAGAAGCCAGCCUGCUUUGUGACAGACUAAAGGAGCUAAAAGAGAGAGAGGAACCCCAGAUUUCUGCCCAGUGCAGAGAGGAGAGCUGAGCUCCCUUUUCUUAAAAUAAAUCGGACAAUGCUGGGAAAUCUCUCCUGGCUCACCUCUGAAUCCGAGGUACUUGUACAGGACUCUGCAGAACUCCAAGAGGCUGCUGUGAAAUGGCAUAAGAACAUAUAAAACAGUAUAUCUGUGAGCUUUUUUGCCAUGUAUUUUUAUUUAUGAUAUUUGCUGCUGAACUACGUGUGAGGUUUCUUUAAAGAGUGUUGUAUGUGAGUAGGAACAACUUUAGUAAGACAACCUUUUUGAAUGUCUGUUUUUGACACCCAACUGUUUUGUCAUGCCCAGUUUCCACUGAAGCAUUAUCCAAGGGCAGUGUUUCUGAAACAUCUUAGUAUAGCUUUCUGUGUAAGACUAUAUCCUGCAUUCCUGGAUAAAACACACAGUCACUUUGGUCAUUCUGACCAUUAAAUGUCCCAAAAAAAGAAUGAUAAGGUUUUGCGGGAAGCCAAGUAUAGCGUAAACUGGCAGGCCUAGGGUUACACCAUUUACCAGAAUAGUUGAGUAAAUACCGAUUGACUGAACUCUGACACUCCCUUUGACUAAAUUAACAUUACAGUUGGUGUUCUUAUUAUAAUUGGCUGCCAGUGGGCUUCUCUCACCCUGUUUUAAGCAGUGGAAUGAGAAGCCUCCUUUUGUGGACUUAGGCUGCUGGGCACGUACUUGUCUCUUUUAGUGACACUUAAGAGAUGUCACUCGUCUGAGGCGCAGAGGGGAGGCUGAUGUUUUAAAUGCCAGAUUAUCAUUUUGGGCCUCUAACAGCAUCUACCCAGCAUGCCGCUGUCCUUCACUGACAAGCUGGAGCUACAGUCUCACAUGCCGGAAUGUUCCUGCUUGGUGAAAAAGGCUCUCUGCUGCCUGACCUCUGGCCUGUGUGAAAUGACUGGCAUUCACGCUACUAUUCUCUUUCUGGGUCUAUUUAUUUCCUCAGUGCUACGGUAGCUGGUUCUACCAUGAACACUUAAAUCAUAAUAUGGUUACAUAUUGACCAUCUUCACAUUUGACCAUGUUUCAUUAGCUUGGUUGUUGUAGUACUAAUAAUAACAAACCGUACCUUUUUAUAUAUGGAAUGCAGCUAAAAUGGUAGUUGAUAUGAUAUGGUAUUAUAAAAUUGUUACUGUCUUAACUUGCAUUUCUAUGGUCAAAGUGGCUGCGUGUGUGAGUGUGUGACAUGACUUUUCUAGUAAGACUAGUAAGCCUGUGUAAGAUUUGAUGGUGAAAUAAGGGUAGAUGCAUAUUUGUCCUAUGUGGAAAGCCAUUCUCACUCUAGACUGGAAAUGUGAGUAAUCAGUAUUGUAUCAUGUCCUAUACUGUCACUGAAUGCUACUUUUCUCCCUUACCCUGUCUCCAACACAAAUUAUUUGCUGGCAAAUGAUUUGUAGUGGGAGUCAUGAUGUUUUACUCUUUACUUGGACUGUUUACAGAAAGGGCUGUUUGGAAAAGAAAAGAUGUUAAUAUAUUUUGUAUAUUAUUAUGCCUUUAUAGUAUCUAGUGACAUGAACAUAAUGCCAAAGAUUUGCAUUACAAAUAAGUUAUAUAAUAAGAGUAUUAGAACUAGUAAGGUCAAGUGUAGACACCUUGCUCAAACUGGUUGACCCAUACUUAGAUGUUGCUGUGAACUUCUGGAAUGGGAUUUUUUUUGUAUGCCAUUAACAUUUCAUUAAUUGAAUA
Molecule: messenger RNA, 4806 nt
Organism: Pangasianodon hypophthalmus (striped catfish)
Lineage: Eukaryota; Metazoa; Chordata; Actinopteri; Siluriformes; Pangasiidae
Gene: amotl2a
Product: angiomotin like 2a
Exons: 11
Coding region: 741-2894 (717 amino acids)
Biological process (GO): establishment of cell polarity involved in ameboidal cell migration; hippo signaling; angiogenesis
Cellular component (GO): cytoplasmic vesicle; plasma membrane; bicellular tight junction
Source: RefSeq, a predicted model, not a curated record